GGCUUCUACUGUGGUAGCUCGGUUGCAAUUCUGACGAUUCUAACCCGACGGUAAAUGAUGGUGAUGACGGCAAAGAGUACUACUGCACAUGGAAUAUCAAAGCAACACCACUACAUUAGUAGUCACCACCGUGUACGGACUUAACUACACGCCACGCACUCCAGCGCGGACGGAGCGCCGACCCCUCGUCUCAUCCUAAUAAACCCUCCCCUGAGAGUCAAUUGAUCGACAUCCCGAAUCCUCGAUAUCCCGCAUCUCCCACCCACCAUGGCCUCUGCGAAACGAGGCCCCUCGGUCCUGGUGACAGAUUCCCGCGAGCGCCCCGCAUCCCGAGCAGGUCCUCAACGAGGUGUGGCCGGCCCCGCGCGCCUGAGCACCCGCCUCGUAUCCGUCGACAAUGUGCUGCAGUAUUCGUCUGACAUACCCUCGGGCCAGCCUAGGGGGAAUCCAGCCCAUCAUCGCCCGGUACGCGCCAUGGCCAUGCGUCGCACAAGCCAAGGCGGCGGUCUGCCGACUCUCGCGUCCGCCCGGACUGGCCAGCAGAUUGUCCCCACACGGACGACCAAAAUCAGCGAAAAGCUGGUGCUGUUGCCCGAAGCGCCCGGCGCUGGGGAUGAGGAAGGCGAGAGCGACGACGAGCUAGCGAGGGGGGCGUCGAUAUUGCGGGGCGAGGACGAGAGCCGGCCGCUGAAUGACGAGGAGCUGGACGUGCUGAGGAAAAGAGGGGGCAUCCGUGGAAAGAGCUACGCAGAGCGUCUGCCAAAAGUACAGCGCGGAGAAAAGGUGUCUCGCCUGACGGCUUACUGCACAGCCCAGGCCUACAAGAUCAAGGCGACCGCCGACUUCGUAAAGACAAAGCACGAGGCCAAGACAAAGAUAUACGACGAUUGUCUCUAUGCAGGAUACCACCUGCCGCUACUGCCGGGCGUCGACGGAUACCGGCUGAGGAGCCGCCCGAUAUUGAAGACGCCGGGGACAGGCAAGACGGUGUUGGACCUCGAGAUUGAGCGCAGCGAGCGAAGAGACGAGCACGAGGGCUUUUGGGACGAGUACUCGUACGGUUCGCAGGGGCUGGGGGGCAGCCCAAACACUGCGCCGCUGUUGCAGCAAGUGACUAGCGCCCCGGACGCCCUCGAGCACUCGCCUUCCACCGACGCCGUCGCCGAUGCAGCUCGUGUGACCGUCAACCCGAUCAACCAGCUCGUCCCCGAUGCGAAGCACUUUGGCGAGAUGUUUGUCUUUUCGUACGGAGUGGUCGUCUUUUGGAACUUCACCGAGCACCAGGAGAAGGACCUUCUGGCGGACCUGACCUUUGCCGAGAACGAAACCGGCGUCUCCCUAGCUACGCGGGCGCUAGAUGAGGAUGACUUCGAGACCGAGGAAUUCCACUUUGAAUACAGCGCCGACGUCAAACGCCCGCGCGUCUUCAACGACAUGAUCACACUCCUCCCCCGGUCAGACCACAUGGUCAAACUCGCCAUCAGCCACGCCAUCGCGCAGAGCACCAAGCUCUGCUUCUUUGAGGAGCGCAUGUCCGAGACCAUGCUCGACGCGCAGCACGUUCCCAAACGCCUCGCCCUCACGGGCGAAUUGAACCUGACGCGCACCGAGAUCGUCAAGAUCCUCGGCCGCCUUUUCAAGAGCCGCGUCGACAUCAACCUGUCGUCCAACAUCCUUGACGUGCCCAAUUUCUUCUGGGACUCGGAGCCGACGCUGCACCCGCUCUACGUCGCCGUCCGCGAGUACCUCGAGAUCGACCCGCGCAUCAAGGUGCUCAACGAGCGCUGCCGCGUGUUCCUGGACCUGGCCGACAUCUUGGCCGACAGCGUCGCCGACGCAAAGAUGAGCCACAUCACCUGGAUCAUCAUCAUCCUCAUCGUUAUCAGUAUUAUUGUUACGGUAACCGAGGUCGGGCUGAGGUUCGGCAUGCUGUCGCGCGGGAAGGGGCAGCAGAAUAUUAUCAAGGAAGGAGGCUUCGUCAGUGUGGAGAGGCCUGGGGGGGAUGUGGUCGUUGUUGGUGGCGGUGGUGGUGGUGGGGGGGACGGGAACGGGGACGGGGAUGAUGAUGGGCGGCUUGUUGACUUGAGGAGGUGGAUGAGGGAGUCGAAUGUGUCGGCUGCGGAGUUGAGGUUGUGGAGCCGGGCGCUGAGCGAGCGGGAAAGGGCGGCCGUGUGUGGCGGAGAGCUCGUGGGCGAAACGUUUGCCGGCGUGUGAUGGUAUGUAACUGGAAGCGUGAAAGUGGGAUACCAGAUGCUUAUGGACGGCAAUCUCUAAUCCUGAUGAGGUGGCACUGUACACAGCGAAGCGUUUCUAAAUUCGGGUUGUUGCUUUUUGUCUAACUGGAGAACCAUCCUGAUUCUAUGUGCGCAGGGAAAUAAAUCGUAGCCGGCAGGCUAUAGUAGGAAAAGAGAUGUGGUUUG
This is a messenger RNA of Parathielavia appendiculata, 2420 nucleotides long. Its product is annotated as DUF155-domain-containing protein. The record is from RefSeq and is a predicted model, not a curated record. NCBI's taxonomy places the organism in Eukaryota, Fungi, Ascomycota, Sordariomycetes, Sordariales, Chaetomiaceae. The transcript has 2 exons. Bases 268 to 2214 code for a protein of 648 amino acids.